Messenger RNA from Trichechus manatus latirostris (Florida manatee), 1714 nucleotides. RefSeq names its product zinc finger SWIM-type containing 1 (gene ZSWIM1). The transcript has a single exon. Gene Ontology annotation, molecular function: zinc ion binding. Lineage: Eukaryota; Metazoa; Chordata; Mammalia; Sirenia; Trichechidae. The record is from RefSeq and is a predicted model, not a curated record. Bases 344 to 1714 code for a protein of 456 amino acids.
ACUGUCUGGCCUGUUAGCUAGAGUUAUGGUCUUUGUAACCUUCAUUAUCUGAUAUAUCCUUGUUUGUUUACAUGUUUAUUGCAUAUCUUCCCCCAGAACAGUGCUGACACACAGUAAGUGUUCAAUAAAUAUUGGCUGGAUGAAUACUUGAAUCUCCAAGUCCCCACUGAUUCCUUAAACCUCUCUUCCUCUCUGUAGGCCCAUGUUUGGAACAAGAUCUUAAGACUACAGUCCAGCCUCAAGCCUAGACUUAGUUAGAGCUUGAAAGACUGAGAAUCUCUGGACAGUAGCCUCAGGGGCAGAGCAUUUUGACCUCAACAGAUAGACACUCCCCGUCUCCCCCAUGGCCCUGACCAUGCUGAUUGAGCCCCCAAUUAAGGACCCAACCCCACACAUGCUGCUGUACCAGCUUAGUAAGACUUCCCAGGUAGAGAUCCUCAACUACCAGAGCUGCUCUAUGCAGGGCAUCUUUGCCCAGUUCCCCGAGAUCUUAUUUAUCCACCGGACCUAUAAUCCAAUAGGCAAGGUACUGUACACCUUCCUGGUGGAUGGACCACAGGUGCGGCUGGAGGGUCCCCUUGCCCGGGCAGUCUACUUUGCCAUCCCUGCCAAGGAGGAUGCUGAAGGCCUGACCCAGAUGUUUCAGGUGUUCAAGAAGUUUAACCCAGCAUGGGAGAGAGUCUGUACCAUCCUAGUGGAUCCCCACUUCCUCCCGCUGCCUACUCUGGCCAUGGAGUUCCCUGCUGCUGAGGUCCUGCUCUCAGCCUUCCACAUCUGUAAGUUCCUCCAGGGAAAGUUCUAUCAACUGUGCCUUGAGCGGCCAGUGGAGAGGGUGCUCCUGACCUCCCUGCAGAGCACGAUGUGCUCGGCCACCACUGGCAACCUGAGGAAGUUGCAUGCACUCCUGAAUAGCUGCAUCCCCCCGGCCCAGCUGCCCGAGCUCUACUCACACUGGCUGCUGAAUGACCGCAUCUGGCUGGCCCACCGCUGGCGGAGCCGCGCUGAGAGCAGCCUCUACUUCCAGGGCCUGGAGGUCACCACCCGCACCCUCAGCCAGUUCUUCAGCACCACCCCAUGUGUGGAACAAGGCAUGGCCUCUCUGCUCCAAUACAUGCAGCAGAACUCUGGAGACAGGGCAAGCUUCAGCCUGUGUCUGAGCCCCCAGAACAGUCCUGCCCCCUCAGACACCACCCCCAAAAGCCCUCACGUAGUACAGCUGGUAGAAUCCCGCAUCCAGCACUCCCUUAAUGCCAUCUGCACGGAGCCAGCCGCACAGCUCUGCCUGGGCGAGUUUGCUGUCGUCCAGAAGUCUGUGCACCUCAUUGGCUCUGGCUCAGAAAAGGUGAACAUACAGAUCCUGGAGGACACCCACAGGGUGCAGCCCCAGCCCCCUGCCAGCUGCAGCUGCUACUUCAACCAGGCCUUCCACCUGCCCUGCCGCCACAUCCUCGCCAUGCUCAGUGCCCGUCGCCAGGUGCUACAGCCUGACAUGCUGCCGGCUCAGUGGGAGGCAGGCUGCGCCGCUAGUCUAGAAGGCAUCCUGGGCAGCCAGUGGAGCGAGAUGCUGGAAAAGCGCCUGGUAGUGGCUUUUCUCACUGAGGAGGUGAGGCGGCUCUUGCAGCACUGCAGCCAAGAGGAGUUUGAGCGGCGGUACAACACCCUGCGGGAACUCGCCGACAGCUGGAUCGGCCCUUAUGAGCAGGUCCAACUCUGA